Messenger RNA from Trichoderma aggressivum f. europaeum, 1368 nucleotides. RefSeq lists its product as uncharacterized. The record is from RefSeq and is a predicted model, not a curated record. Lineage: Eukaryota; Fungi; Ascomycota; Sordariomycetes; Hypocreales; Hypocreaceae. The transcript has 2 exons. Bases 1 to 1368 code for a protein of 455 amino acids.
AUGACGCUAUUCAAAGCUCCAGACGUGACUAUGCGAAAAACUCGAAACGAUGCUUGGCUCAAGAAAGUCGGCGGCAAGCGUCUUGGUGGUCCUCGACAGCUCUGGGGGGACUACUGGCGUCGAUUCAACACCAUGCAAAUCCCGAUCCUGGGCGAAGAUGAAUACUUCAAGACUGCAACAGAAAUAGCAGAAGUUGCUGCCAAUGAAGAGGAGUUUGAAAAUCUCUUCAUGAAAAGGAACCAACAGCGGCAGGAAGAGCUAUUGGAUUUGACUGCCGACAUCACCAGAGCUAUUGCUUGGGAUAAAUGUCAAUUUCCAUGCUCGGCCGCUAAAGGUGCAGCUCGCAAAGCCGGCACAACGGGCUGUUUUGAGUACUUUGUGUCUCUCUUACGAGGCAACGUUCUCGGUUGGGAGGCGGACGAAGCAGGAGAUGAUGUGCCGAAUAACGCUAUAGCUGACUCUGGAGAAGAGCCGAAAAAGCCAGAUGACAAAGAGACGCAAAAGCCCUAUGGCAAAGAGGUGCAAAGCUUUGGCGACUACAUUUAUAAAGACUACAUGUAUAGAGGUCGUAUGGGCCAUUGGGGUUCUCCUUCGCCUUAUUCCUCCAUGGGUAGAACACAGCGUUGGGGCGACAUUGAUCAUUUCUACGCAGGAGAAGAUCUUGACGCUUAUGCCAAGUCAAGAAGAGGGUUAAGGCAAGAGCAAGGAUACAGAGAGCAAAGAGCAACAGACAUACAGGAGAUUAAUUCAUCCGACAAGGAAGACAUGAACCAUCACGAAAAUGAUCGUUGGCUAUUGAAUAGCCCUUAUAAUAACGCCUCAGCAUCUCACAGCUUCUUUCCUGCUCAUGGGAUUGCCAAUGGAGCUGCGGCUGUGGAGAAAUCCAGGCCCGCCAACGAUAGCCUUAUCCGCAAGCAUCGGAGAUCAGAAAGCCCAGCAACUGCAGCAUCGCCAAACGCCUCUUCUAUAAAGCAGACUACUCCUGGGGGCUCGAAGAAGGGGGUAAGAUUCCAGGACGAUGAUGACGAUGAUGAUGAUGAACGUGAACAUAAACGCCAGCGAACGCAAAGCCCAGUACCCACACUACAUGUACCAAGCGACACUCCCUCAGCACUGGGUGCCGCUGAAAGCUCGAUGAAGAGACGCAGGUCUGACAGCGAUGAGGAUGACGAUGAGGAUGACGUUGAUCGCGGACGCAAGCGCCAGAGAAGACAAAGCCCGGCCCCUGCUAUGCCUCCUGCCAGCUCUUCUGUACAACAGUCUGCUGUUGCGAACCCCGAAAAGCGAUCCGGAAUCAGCGACGGCGAUGAUGACGACGAAGAUGAUCAGGACGAAGAUGGCCAGAGACGGAAGCGGCAGAAGAUGUAA